This is a messenger RNA of Camponotus floridanus (Florida carpenter ant), 2968 nucleotides long. Its product is annotated as piwi-like protein Siwi. The coding region runs from base 251 to 2884 and encodes 877 amino acids. The record is from RefSeq and is a predicted model, not a curated record. Gene Ontology annotation, cellular component: P granule. Gene Ontology annotation, molecular function: piRNA binding; protein binding. Gene Ontology annotation, biological process: regulatory ncRNA-mediated gene silencing. The transcript has 11 exons. Lineage: Eukaryota; Metazoa; Arthropoda; Insecta; Hymenoptera; Formicidae.
UGAUUGCCCCUCCAUUUUAAGUAUUCAACGCUUUGAAACUUUGUCCCUUUGUAUGCGACGAUUUUUCUCGUCACAUAACGAGAUUUCCUUUCUGCCAUUUUUUUCCUUUCUUUUCUUUCCUCCUUUAUCCUACUACUCUUUACCGCGAUUUGUUUCCGAGUUCGAACGAGUCUGAACACGUUCUUUUUUAUUGUAACCUCAAUUGCGUUAUAAUGACAGAAUUAAAAAUAAAUACAUAUAUUCGACAAAAAUGUCUCAAAGGGGAAGAGCGAGCCGUGGGCGAGCCAUACAGCAGCAGCGUGCAGGAACUUCGCAGGAACAACAGCUUCCGCAUGCUCAACCAUCGACAAGUGGUGGAGCUAUUCGUAGACCAGGACAUUCUGCUGCGCAAGCUUCUGCAGUCACUGGUGGACGCGGCCAAAUUCAACGCGUUGGCGAGAAAGGCGACAGUGCAGUUGGACAGAUAGGCAGAGGCCUGGAAAAAAUGGGCAUUCAACCUGGUUGCAGUGGAGAUGCUGGUGCAGUGGGAGGUCCACCUGUUACACUAAGCGGAAGAGGGGCAACUCGUGGCAAAAGAAUUUUGCCUGCGGAUAUUUUUGUUACAAAACCGAGCCAUAUAGAAAACAAGAAGGGAAAUUCCGGUAAUAGAAUAGAGUUGCAAACCAAUUAUUUUAAGUUACUUAAGUCAACCGAUUGGGCUAUUCAUCAGUAUCGUGUCGAUUUCGCGCCUGAAGAAGAUCGCACAGCUGUGCGUAAAGGUUUACUCAAACUGCAUCAUAAAAAUAUUGGCGCAUAUAUCUUUGAUGGCACUGUAAUGUAUACGAGUCGUCGAUUGCCUGAUCAAAUGACAUUUACAUCAACUCGACAAUCGGAUGAACAACAUAUAACGAUUACUGUUCGUCUCGUUGGUGAUAUGCUGGUGGGAGAUAUCCAUUAUAUCCAAUUUUUUAAUAUUAUUAUGAGAAAAUGUUACGAAUUUCUGGAAUUAAAAUUGAUCGGUCGCAAUUAUUUUGAUCCUGCAAAUAAAAUUCUCUUGCCGGAACAUAAACUGGAAUUAUGGCCAGGAUAUGUGACAUCUAUUCGUCAACACGAACACGAUGUAUUAAUGUGUGCUGAGAUAACAAACAAAGUUAUGCGAUUAGAUACCUUAGUAGAUAUCCUGAACGCUUGUUAUCAAGAAGAUAGAGAAAGAUACAGAGAAAAUUUCGCCAACACUGUAAUUGGUACAGUAGUUCUUACUCAUUAUAACAAUAAUACAUACCGUAUCGAAGAUGUAGACUUUUCUACGACUCCUUCCAGUUCAUUUGCCUUAAGAAACGGCGAUAAAAUAACUUAUCUAGAAUAUUAUAAAAAAAAAUAUGCUAUAGUAAUAAAAAAUCCAAAACAACCCAUGCUUGUAACUAAAUCUAAAACAAGAGAUCGACAAGCUGCGGAAGCGGAACGAGUUUAUUUGGUACCCGAACUAUGUCGGGCGACAGGUUUGACUGAUUCCAUGAGAGAUAAUUAUAAGCUUAUGUCAAGCUUGGCUACACACACCCGUCUCAAUCCAAGUUCGCGUAUUGGGAAGUUAAUAAGCUUUAAUAAAAGACUUCUCAAUACACCAAAGAUUGUACAAGAAUUUUCCGAGUGGAACUUAGAAUUAGAUAAGGAAUUACUUACUAUACCCGCUCGUGUGCUAGUCCCUGAACAACUUCGAUUUGGUGGAGAAGCAUAUAUCAAAAGUGUAAAUGGCGACUGGACGAGAGAAAUGCAAAAUAAAAGAUGUUUAAUUGCUCAGCAAUUGCGGGAAUGGGUUUUAAUAAUUACAGAAAGAGAUCAACAUGCUCUUCAGAAAUUUAUAGAUACAUUAAUAAAAGUAUCUAAAGGAGUAUCGUUUCGAGUGGAACCCCCGAAAGUACAAACUAUUCGCGACGAUAGACCAGGCACAUAUAGUGAAACGUUAGAGCGCAUUUUAAGCAAAAAUAUACCGCAAUUGGUAUUUUGUGUGGUGUCGAACAAUCGCAGUGAUCGCUACUCAGCAAUUAAAAAGAAGUGUUGUGUAGAUCGACCUGUGCCAUCGCAAGUUUGCUUGUUUAAAACUAUGACACAUAAGAAUGUCAUGUCUAUUGCUACAAAAAUAGCAAUACAGAUGAACUGUAAAUUAGGCGGAGCACCAUGGAGCGUAGAUAUUCCACUGGAUGGGUUGAUGAUAGUUGGAUUCGAUGUUUGUCAUGAUACAACUGUUAAAACCAAAGAUUUUGGUGCUAUGGUAGCGAGCCUUGACAAACGUAUGACGAGAUAUUUCAGUGCGGUGAAUGCACAUGGAAACGGUGACGAAUUAUCAAAUGAUCUUUCUCAAAAUAUUUGUAAAGCUGCACAGGCAUACUAUAUGACAAACAGAGUUUUGCCGUCGUCCAUUGUGAUCUAUCGUGACGGUGUUGGCGAGGGUCAAAUACCACAGGUGAUGGAACGUGAAGUUGUGCAGAUAAGAAAGUCUCUGGAUACGUUGUAUGGAGCCCCAGAUAAAUACAAAAUGGCGUUUAUAAUCGUGACGAAGCGAUUGAACACGCGAUUUUUCCAUCGUAACGACAAUCCACCUGCAGGGACGGUGGUCGACGAUGUCAUCACGAGUCCCAUUAAAUAUGAUUUCUUCAUCGUGUCGCAAAAGGUGCGACAAGGCACAAUAACACCCACCUCGUAUAGCGUAAUCUUUGACAAUCUCAAUUUAGACGCGGACAAGAUACAACGUAUGUCAUACAAAUUGACCCAUAUGUAUUUCAAUUGUUCGAAUACUGUUAGAGUACCAGCGCCCUGUCAUUAUGCUCACAAAUUGGCGUUUCUUGUAAGUAGAUUCAUUCACCGAGCGCCAGAUUCGCAAUUGCAAAAUACUUUAUACUUUUUGUAAUAGCUCUCUUAUAUUCCAACAUUAUUCUUAUUAUUAUUAUUAUUAUUAUUUCUAUUACUAUCACUAUCAUAUUUCAUUUUUUUU